AUGGCUCUCACAACCCUACUCGCCACCGCGAGUGUCCUGCUGAGCUAUGCUGGCCAUGCGACAGCUCAGGAUGUUGAUACUAUCGUGAUCAAGGGCUCGAAAUUCUUCUACAGCGGAAACGGUACCCAAUUCUAUAUCAAAGGCAUUGCUUAUCAGCAAGACUUUGUCGCAGGCCGCGGCGAUGCUACAACAACAAACUACAAUGAUCCGCUCGCGGAUGCCGAUGGCUGUCGACGAGAUAUCCCGUACCUACAGCAGCUCUACACCAACACGAUCCGCGUGUACGCUAUUGAUCCCGCACAAGACCACGACGAAUGCAUGGCACUCUUGGCCAAUGCCGGAAUCUAUGUUGUCGCCGAUCUUGGUGCUCCCUCCGAGUCCAUCGAGUCCAAUAAUCCCGCUUGGAAUACAGACAUUUUCGCGAGAUACACUAGCGUGGUCGACGUGAUGGCGAAGUAUUCCAAUACUCUUGGAUUCUUCGCCGGAAACGAAGUGGUUAAUCAGCCAAAUCAGACCAUAGCCGCACCUUUCGUCAAGGCUGCAGUCCGAGACACCAAGGCAUAUAUCAGGUCGAAGAACUAUCGCGCGAUUGGCGUGGGCUAUGCGACCACCGACAACGUGGACAUUCGAGAGCCACUCGCCAAUUACAUGGACUGUGGCAAUCCCGAUGAUGGCGUGGACUUCUGGGGUUAUAAUGUGUACAGCUGGUGCGGAGACUCUUCGUUCGAGAACUCGGGAUACGAGGCCAGGACUCAGGAGUUUGAGAGUUACAAUGUUCCCGUUUUCUUUGCCGAGUACGGAUGCAACACAGUGCAGCCACGAACUUUCGGAGACACUCCCGUGCUCUAUGGACCACAGAUGGACUCUGUGUGGUCCGGAGGCAUAGUUUACUUGUAUUUCCAAGAAGCAAACGACUACGGCCUUGUCUCAGUCGACGGCGACUCUGUCUCCACGCUGGAUGACUUCAACAACCUCCGUUCUCAGAUCGCGACAGUCUCGCCAAGCGGCGUCAACUCGAACGAUUAUAACCCCACCAACUCAGCUCAGGCCUGCCCAACUCAGGACGCCAGCUUCAGCGCCGUGCCAACAGUCUUGCCUCCUAGUCCGGACACAAGCGUCUGCGAAUGCAUGUACAACUCACUUUCAUGCGUAGCCUCCGACGAGGCCGACAACUCCACCUACGCCGAGCUCUUCGACUACGUUUGCGGCAUGGGCGGUGAUCUCUGCAACGGCAUCGCAGCCAACAGCACGACAGGCACUUAUGGCGAAUUUGGAAUGUGCAGUCCCCAGCAGCAAUUGGGCUAUGUGCUGAAUCAGUACUACAGCAGUCGUGACUCGGCGUCUACGGCUUGCGAUUUCUCGGGAUCUGCCACUCUCCAGCAGGCUACGAGCGCGACUGGAAGCUGUGCUGCUGCUUUAUCUUCUGCAAGCUCUGCUGCUGGUAAUGGCGGCGGCGGCGCAUCUACGAGCGAGGGUGCAGCUGCUGGUGGUCAUGCUGUGAGUGGUACUGUGGAGUACAUCACGAUGGCCGUUUUGGUGCAAGUUGCGCUCAUCUCGGGCAUUGGGAUGAUUGUGCUUUGA
Molecule: messenger RNA, 1581 nt
Organism: Cercospora beticola
Lineage: Eukaryota; Fungi; Ascomycota; Dothideomycetes; Mycosphaerellales; Mycosphaerellaceae
Product: glycoside hydrolase family 72 protein
Biological process (GO): fungal-type cell wall organization; fungal-type cell wall (1->3)-beta-D-glucan biosynthetic process
Cellular component (GO): plasma membrane
Molecular function (GO): 1,3-beta-glucanosyltransferase activity
Source: RefSeq, a predicted model, not a curated record